Messenger RNA from Symsagittifera roscoffensis, 1524 nucleotides. RefSeq lists its product as uncharacterized. Lineage: Eukaryota; Metazoa; Xenacoelomorpha; Acoela; Convolutidae. The record is from RefSeq and is a predicted model, not a curated record.
UCAUGCGUUUUAAAAGAUUAUUUUUGAUAACGUAUAAUUUAUCAAUCAUUUGUACAUUUUUCUCGUCAAAACUCAUUACAGCAUUGGUACAUUUUUCUUUAAAUGUUUUCACAUAAUGUAAGAAAAAAAAGCAAAAAUGAGCAGCGGUGAACAAAGCAACUCGAACGCUUCUGUUCUGUUACCCAUAGUUCAGCCAGCUGACAUCAAAGAGUUCACGCAAGGCGUGUUCUUUUUCCAGGAAUUGAACCCAAAAGCAAGACAUUCCUUCCAUCCUGCCAGGGCUAAGAAGACGACUAUUCCUGUUAAUACUGUGUCGCCACAUCCAAAGUUCUUGGCUUAUUUCAACAAGACAGAAAUUGGCAGGCGCAAAGGUCUCGACAGUCUGACCCCAAAUGAACUAGCCCAGGUCAGUUCGAAUCUUCCGAUCGAUCUCCAACAGGAACUUCUAAACGACGACGACGGAGGGGAGAGCGAUGAGUUCCGAAACUCGCAGAAGUUCAAGUUCGAACAGUGCAAACAAGCUGCUUUUAACCUGUUGAUGAAGGUCGCUUUCACUCUCGACACUUUUGAUGAAGAUGAACAAACUGUGACUGAAGAACUAGAGUCGCUAUUGGCUGAGAAUUUGGACCAAUUGAGUGCCAAUACAGCUUAUGAGAAGCGAGAGUGGCAAACGCAAGCUUACAAGGAUGAAGCUGCUGCUGUGGAGCGUGAAAGUGUCGACAUGCACACUCCCUCGGUGUUCCAGGCACCCUCUACAUCUGAGUCAGCCAAGAUGGCAACAUCGCCUCUCAAUCCACAGGGAACACUCAGAACACCCGUUCCUCCUCUGAACUCCAAAAAGCCAUUUGGGAAUGCCUUUCAAGCCAACAAAUCGCGAGCGCCUUCUUUAGUUCCAGUUCAGCAGAUGGCGACCAUUGUGAAUGAUGCCGUCAGUCUUGCUGGAUCCGAGAACCAAGACACUCUCGGGCCCCUGCCGACAGCCAACUCGAUGAGCAAAAUCAAAAGUGCGUUCCGUGGCUCUUCGCGACAGAGGACAACUUCGGGUUCGGACGAGAGCGAGACUGGCAGUCGGAGAUCCCGAAUGAGCACGAGGAGUGGAAACAGAAGUGGUCAUUUGGCCGGACAUUCCACCCCUCCAGUUCUUCGCCGACUAAGAGCAAACGAACAAAUAGUGACGGUGUGCUUCUCGUUGGAGUCCAAAGAGUGUGAAGAGAAGGGAUGGAUAGUUCACUCUGCAGCCGACUCCAGUGCGGAGGACAAAAGGUACACUGCUGUGUUGAUCUACAAGAUGAUCCAUGCAUCGGGGGAGAAGAUUAGAGAUCAGGAUUUCAUCGAGGAGAAGGAGGGCAGGGGUGACAACGGGGUGCAGAUCGAUUACUGGGGCAACAAAAAGAUGAACCUACGCAACCAGAAACAACCGAAAGCAGUCGACCUGCACGGAGGAGACACUCGGCUGCUUCCUUGGCCGAUAAUGCCAGAGACCACAUUGAGCCAGGCAUUUCCUGGCUACAUCUCCCUCCCCGA